This is a messenger RNA of Ananas comosus (pineapple), 2231 nucleotides long. Its product is annotated as zinc finger protein CONSTANS-LIKE 1-like. Gene Ontology annotation, biological process: regulation of flower development. The transcript is spliced from 2 exons. NCBI's taxonomy places the organism in Eukaryota, Viridiplantae, Streptophyta, Magnoliopsida, Poales, Bromeliaceae. The record is from RefSeq and is a predicted model, not a curated record. Gene Ontology annotation, cellular component: nucleus. Gene Ontology annotation, molecular function: protein binding. The coding region runs from base 108 to 728 and encodes 206 amino acids.
CUCCAGUGGUCUCUAUUGCGACGGCUCCCCGUGUCCUACUGUGCCUUCCUGUUGAUCCUACCCCGUCCCCAAACCCGAACCCUAAAAAGUGAAAAAAAACAGAAAAAAUGGCAAGUACCAGCGGCGGCGGCGGCGGCGGGAUCUGCCCCCGUGAGUGCACGCCUGCCCGGUCGGCCCCGGGCGUCCCCUUCUGCCGCGUCGAGUGGUCCUUCCUCUGCACCGGCUGCGCCGCCCUCGCCCACGCCAACAGCUGGAUCGUCGUCGUCCCCCCAACCCCCAACCCCAACCCCAACCCCAACCCUAACCCUAACCCUAACCCUAGCCCUAGCCCCACCCCCUUCGCUUACCCCUACCCCUUCCCCAACCCUAAUCCUCUCCCUGCCGCCGCCGUCGUGCAGCUCUCGUCCGACGACGACGAGCGGGUGGCGAGCGUGAUGAGGUACAGGGAGAAGCGGAAGAGCCGGCGGUUCGAUAAGAAUGUGAGGUACGAGGCCCGGCAGGCGUACGCGGAGCUCCGGCUCCGCAUUGAUGGGAAAUUCGCCCGGCCGGAGUCCACUGGCGAUGAGACUACGACAGCGAUGGCAGAGGCGGAGGAGGAGAAAACAAAUGGGGAUGAGCAAUUGCAGCCGGAGGCGAGUGAGGAGGUUGGGGCACCGAUAAGAGGCGAAUUGGGUCCGCCACUCCCCGAAGAAGUUGAGUUGGGGGCCAUGGGUUCUAGAGACGUCUAAAAGUUUGGUUGCCUGAUUUCUCCAAGAAGGGGAUCCUCACACCGGAAAUUGGAGGAUAUGUUGCUGGCACCAUCUUGAAGAGGUGGCUUACAAUGAUGUGUGAGCUGAUUCACAACAGCUUUGAGGUGACCUGGUAGCUGAAUCUGCUACCAUGUCAUAACCGCAUGAUCAGCUACUGUAUCAUCACCAUGAUGUUAUCAGCUACCAUGUUAUCUAUGUAGCAGUUGAUAGGGAUAUUAAAUAGAUUUUUACCGGGGAACCGUUUUAUUAAUAUUCAGUACAUCAAUUACAACAUUAUUAACAAACUGAAGUUCGCUUACCGAAGAAAAGUCUUGUGAUGGGUAAAUAUUGUCAUGUGUUCAGUCACUGCUGGUGCGACCGGGAAGAUGUUUCUCAGAGAAAAGGAUUGUUGAAUUAGCUCAACUAGUUUGCAAGAUUGGAUCAGUAGUAGGUUACACAUGCACGGACAUGGGACACAAGAUAUGGUAUGAAGCGGACAUGGUGACUUGUCAACUUGAAACACAAAAAAAAGGAAAAAAAAAAGGGCAAUGGACAAUGCAUGGACAUACCAAUAAAUAUGAUAAUAUCUUGAAAAAGAACAAUUAUCCAACUAUAUUCUCAUUAUGUUUUUUAAGAAAUGACAUUUCCAAAAUAAUUUUCGUCAACUACCAAAAGCAACUGAUCUUUCCGAAUUGAUUGAUAUAUAAAACUAAUCAAUAAUUUCAUACUUAAUUUACAACUCGAAACAUAUCUAUGCUUUGAAGAAUUAGCCAUAUAUCAUAUGGAAUCAAAAUAUUUUCAUCACCGGUCACUUUGAACACUAUACAAAACCGAUUAUUAUCUUACAUAUCCUCAUAUUGUACAUGUAAUUGACAUACUUUGGAUACAAGAUACCUAUACACACUUAUGAGGGACAGAAAAUAGAGAGAUUGGACACAUGAUUAGUGAUAGGAAGGCAGCAAAUAAAUUGUGGACACGGAGUGUCAAGCUAUGACACGUGUGACACGGCAUGGCUUGAACACAAUAACAUUUCUGAGGUGUCCAUGUUAUCUAGAUCAAUACUAACAAAAAAAAUCUUGAAUUCGUUGUACAUUGUGUUUGAUAGUUUCAUUUCUAUCAUGCUAAUAGUAGGAGUAAAUUUCUACUUAUAUGUAUUGCUAUUAGUUAGGAACAUCAAACUUUCAAAAAUGUGGUCAUGUCUGAGUCGUGUCAUGCUAGAUAAGUGCCCUAGUUCUGACAAUCCACGGACAUAUGCCGUCAUGUGUCCAUUUGUGUCGAUUGUUUGUUUUUCUACUCUUUACAUGUCCAUCACUCAUUUGUUGUGUCAUGUGUGUUCCUCAUUGUUAAAUAUAAAUAUUAAAAAUACUGUUCUCUAAUAGCUUACGCUUUUGGAGAUAAAUAAUUGUUUUAUGUAACAUGGUAUCAGAGCAAAAAGUCCUAAGUUCGUUCUGCCAGACCCCUAACAUUAUUAAUUUCUUCCUAUUUAAUUUAAAGGUUAAUUGC